Molecule: messenger RNA, 1686 nt
Organism: Cynoglossus semilaevis (tongue sole)
Lineage: Eukaryota; Metazoa; Chordata; Actinopteri; Pleuronectiformes; Cynoglossidae
Product: dynein regulatory complex subunit 5-like
Exons: 3
Coding region: 379-1593 (404 amino acids)
Molecular function (GO): protein binding
Source: RefSeq, a predicted model, not a curated record
UUUUCAUCGUCGGAGGAAAACCCCAUAACAAUUCUUACAGAUAUUACAAAAUCAUUCAAAUAUCGGUCGGUCGAUAUUAUCGGACAUCCCUAGUUGUUAGCGUUCCAGACACCGUGGUGCCUCUGCAUAAAACAGUCUGGUGACUAAAGACUUCCAGAAACGCUCCGGUCUCUGCUGUUGAACCCCUCGACAAACCUUACCGUUGUAGAGGAAAGCACGAUGUCACCAAACAUCUGAUGACAUCACCGCUGACUUCAUCUUUUUUUAAAAACCUUUCAUCAACAAUUCAUUUCAGCCACUACCCCAUUUCAGCCACUAGGGAUGACUAUCUAGCGCACCAGCAACCUUAACGUUAACUAGAGAUAGAAAGAGUAAUAAAUGAUGGAAGAUGACAAAGUAAAGGAAGGCAGUGCUGAAGCACCACAGCUGCCCACUGCUGGAGAACAGGCCGAACUUUUAAAUAUUCUCACCAAAUCCCACGAAGACCCGAAAAAGGCUAAGAGCGUCUUCGUUGACGAUGACAGCUGGUCAAAGGAUUUGAUACCUUGUCUUUCAACCCUCUGCCUGGAAAACAUAGUGCAAAACUUUGAAGACAACCCUGUACUGAAUCAACUCAAACCCCAUCAGCAAGACUACGUCCUGGAGAGGCUCUCUACAUCCCUGCCUCUGCACGUGACGUCCAAAUUGAUAAGGGACGGCGUUUACUGGAGGCGGUGCUGCGAGCAUCACUGGGAUAUCUGCGAUGUCACCGAUUACGAGAACAGCUGGAAACGAAUGUUCUUCGAGAGGCGGCUGGAGAACCUGAUCGAGGAGUUUGUUCCCGGUGUAACCGACCUCCACGUGAUUUUAGACAUGAUCCCUCAUUCUAGGGAGUACGUCAGACACUUGAAUAUCACACAGCUGCGGGUGAGCGAUGACAAGACCUAUUUGGACCACUUUGACUUCAACACUAUGCUUCACAAGCUGUGCCUCCUGGAGGAGCUGCACGUGAUUUGUAAUGUGAGAGUUUGUCGGAUGAACUUUGAAUGGAAUAUGGUCGAGCUGUCGGAGCAGGACGGUGAGUGCCUCGCCAAGGCCGCUCAGCACUGCAAAACUUUAAAGAGGUUAAAGGUCCAACGCAGCGGCAUCAGAGAUCAGCUGUGUCAGCUGAUGUGCCCAUACAUGUAUCACCACCACUCUCUGAGGGAACUCGACCUUUGCCACAACUUGAUCAGCGAAGACGGAGCCAAGGCCUUGAGUGACCUGCUCAUCAGGAGCAGGCUGGAAACCCUGAACAUAUGUGACAAUCACAUACAUGACCAAGGAGCCAAAGCUCUGGCUUUUGCCUUGUCAAAGAACAGCACCCUGUUGAAUCUCAACCUCCGACUCAACCGGGUGAAAGACGACGGCGGGGAGGCCUUGAGUAAAGCUUUACUGGUGAACCACACCCUCCAACAUUUGAACUUAGCAGCUAACGAUGUGACCGGCCCUACAGCUGUCGCUAUGGCGAACGCUUUGGUUGAAAACAAAACUAUAAAGAUUAUCAUCCUGUCCUGCAACAUGUUGGGACCUUUAGAUGACUCGGACAUGACGGACUCUCGUCUGCAGAUUUAAGAGGAAGCAGCUUUAUUUGUUGUUGUGAAAGAGCUAAGGCGGUCCGACAAUUAAUCUCAGGUUAGCGGUAAAUCAUGAAUAAUCAUGAUUAAU